AUUUCCAGAAACACCCUGGGUGCAGCCUUUGUUGCCACAAGAAACAUCCAUGCCUCCAAACCAUCUUUUCAGAAAACUGGUACGGCCGAGGUAUCCUCUAUUCUUGAGGAACGUAUUUUGGGAGCUGACACCUCUGCUGAACUGGAGGAGACUGGUCGUGUGCUCUCAAUUGGUGAUGGUAUUGCCCGUGUGUACGGGCUAAGAAAUGUGCAAGCAGAAGAAAUGGUUGAAUUCUCUUCUGGACUGAAGGGUAUGUCCUUGAAUUUGGAGCCCGACAACGUUGGUGUUGUCGUGUUUGGCAACGACAGGCUGAUCAAGGAAGGGGAUGUUGUGAAGAGGACUGGUGCCAUUGUGGACGUUCCAGUUGGGGAGGAGCUGCUGGGCCGCGUUGUGGAUGCCCUGGGCAACCCCAUUGACGGGAAGGGUCCUGUUACAUCUAAGACACGAAGAAGGGUUGGGUUGAAGGCCCCUGGGAUCAUUCCCAGGAUCUCGGUGCGUGAGCCCAUGCAGACUGGCAUUAAGGCUGUGGACAGCCUGGUGCCAAUUGGCCGUGGCCAGCGGGAGCUGAUCAUUGGUGACAGGCAGACUGGGAAAACUUCCAUUGCAAUUGACACCAUAAUCAACCAGAAACGAUUUAAUGAUGGCACAGAUGAGAAAAAGAAGCUGUACUGUAUCUAUGUUGCAAUUGGCCAGAAGAGAUCUACUGUUGCUCAGCUGGUGAAGAGGCUCACUGAUGCAGAUGCCAUGAAGUACACUAUUGUGGUGUCUGCCACGGCCUCGGACGCAGCACCCCUGCAGUAUCUGGCUCCCUAUUCCGGCUGCUCCAUGGGGGAAUACUUCAGAGACAACGGAAAACACGCGUUGAUCAUCUACGAUGACUUAUCCAAACAGGCUGUUGCCUAUCGUCAGAUGUCUCUGCUGCUGCGUCGUCCGCCCGGCCGUGAGGCCUACCCGGGUGACGUGUUCUACCUGCACUCCCGUCUGCUGGAGAGAGCAGCCAAAAUGAACGAUUCCUUCGGAGGCGGCUCUCUGACGGCCUUGCCUGUCAUCGAGACUCAGGCCGGUGAUGUGUCUGCUUACAUUCCAACCAACGUCAUCUCCAUCACUGAUGGACAGAUCUUCCUGGAAACCGAGUUGUUCUACAAAGGUAUCCGUCCAGCCAUCAACGUUGGUCUGUCUGUGUCCCGCGUGGGUUCUGCUGCCCAGACCAGGGCUAUGAAGCAGGUGAGCAUGAAGCUCCUCCUCCCAUUGCACACAAUUCCCAUGGCUAUUGAGGAGCAGGUUGCAGUCAUCUACGCUGGUGUGAGGGGACACUUGGACAAGCUGGAGCCCAGCAAAAUCACUAAAUUCGAGAGCGCUUUCCUGGCUCAUGUGCUGAGCCAGCACCAGGCCCUCCUCUCCACAAUCAGGACCGAAGGGAAGAUCUCUGACCAGACAGAAGCCAAGCUGAAGGAAAUAGUCACAAACUUCCUGGCUACUUUUGAGGCAUAA
Molecule: messenger RNA, 1491 nt
Organism: Merops nubicus (carmine bee-eater)
Lineage: Eukaryota; Metazoa; Chordata; Aves; Coraciiformes; Meropidae
Product: ATP synthase subunit alpha, mitochondrial-like
Exons: 10
Biological process (GO): proton motive force-driven ATP synthesis; proton transmembrane transport
Molecular function (GO): ADP binding; ATP binding; proton-transporting ATP synthase activity, rotational mechanism
Source: RefSeq, a predicted model, not a curated record